Molecule: messenger RNA, 232 nt
Organism: Acaulospora morrowiae
Lineage: Eukaryota; Fungi; Glomeromycota; Glomeromycetes; Diversisporales; Acaulosporaceae
Source: the annotation of a GenBank genome assembly
UGGUUCUCUUAUCACGAAAGUAUCCAGCAAUAAAAAUGAGGAUGGACAUUCACCCCUUGUUCAUAAAAGACGACGGUCUGCGGCGCGAUUGGAAUCUAAACGCGUCGGAAUAGUUGUGUCAGGAGAGAUAUCUGAGGACACUUCUGAGUUUGGCUUUGUUUUUGGUAAGGUAGAGAGUAAUAUGAAAGUUGCAUUGUGUAACGUUGGCCUGUAUCGAAAGGAUAAAAUAUAG